Molecule: messenger RNA, 3510 nt
Organism: Tricharina praecox
Lineage: Eukaryota; Fungi; Ascomycota; Pezizomycetes; Pezizales; Pyronemataceae
Exons: 5
Coding region: 1-3510 (1169 amino acids)
Source: RefSeq, a predicted model, not a curated record
AUGAAGCUCCUUGCAGCUGCUGCUGCCUCGUUCGCCGUUUGGGCAGUCGCCACUGCGGACCCUGUGCUGUCAUCGACCGAGAUAGCGAUUUCUGCUGGCAUUUUGAAUGGCGAAAACAAUCUGAGCCUGACCGAGACCGGCCUGGCGAAUCAAACCGAUGACAAGUUGCUGAUGGGCAAUAAGGAAAGCUUCCAGCGUUUGGAAACCGUCAUAGCUACAGCCACUCCUGCUACGUCUCAAGAUGCCACCGCCGAACGAGAGGCCAUCAUUACUGCUACCACUCAAAGUAUCAGGCACACGAAAAUCGCCGAAGAUGUUCGGGCAAUCACCUCCACGGCUAUAAUCAUUGAGACGGCUACUGCCACUCCCGAGUUUGCCACUACGACCGCCACUCACAAAUCUGCCACUCUGACUGCGAACCACGAGACUGCGGCUGUUGGGUCCAUUACUGCCCAUCCCACGACUAUUACACACGCAACAUAUAUCGACGCAUAUGGUGACGUGACAGAGGUUGACGAUUUCUAUCUUGAGCCUUCCGAAUCCUUGUGGAUCUCGCCCAUCGGCGAAGACGACGAGCAGUUCGACUACGAGUCACCCGAGCGCAUGCUCCUGUCCACCGUUGUGCCACUCACCUCUGCUACCGAGGAGGCCGAGCCCACGUCUACCCCCACUACGGCUGCGUCGGAUACCAAGUCCAGCUAUGAUCUCGCGGAGGUCCUACCCGCCGAGCUCGACGUCGAUGCCAUGGGGCGGCUACUCAACGACACCAAGAUCCUGCACAAGCUUGCGCAGUCGGACAUUGACGCGAUCGAGAUCUGCCGGUCGUACGCCUUCGACGCCAGCCAGCUCAACUGGCACAUCUCCCAGGCCGAGGAGUGGAUGCGCCAGUACUCCCUCGAGAAUAAGGACCGCGAGUACUUCAAAAGAAACGGGCUCAUCGCCACUAUCGCCUUCGAUUUCCUCGGCAUGAAUAAUUAUAAGUGUGCCAUCGGAUUCACUCAGUUGUGCACUGUCGAUUGCCCUACCGUCGUCAGAGGUAUCGAUGAUCUGGAGCUGGCCAGGAAAGUCUAUUUCGUCAUGGCUAGUGCGUUGAAUAUGUUGUCGGUCUUAGACACCGUUCAUGGCACUAUGGUGGCAUCUCAGAUGAACCUGCAGGGCAUGGUUCAGAAGAUGUCGAUGGACUUCUUCUACACCUCGCCGACGGAGGGGGAGCGGGAGCGGCAGCGGCUCUGGCACUUUUUCGUGCAGCUCACGAUCUGGAGCGCACAGACGGCGAUCAACUCGGUAGUUCCACUUAUCCCAUGGUCUACGAUCCAAGACUACGUCUUGUACCGGGUCAGCAAGCUCGCCAAGGUGACGCUGGACCACACUGGUCGGAUCGACCGCUUCGACGACCACGAGUUCGACGAGUGGCGCGGGCGCGUGAUCGAGGAGACGCUGGGCGACAUCAUGUACACGCAGCUCAACAACAACAUCGAGCCGCUGCGGGUGCCGCCGCGGUACGGCGGACACUACCGCUGGAACCCGGGCGGCGCCACGAUCUCGGACUGGAUGCGCGUCAACUCGCAUGCCACAAGGAUGUGGGAACACUACUUCUACGACAGGCAGCUGCCCAUGUGCUACGAAGAUAGGGCGUAUCAUGCCGAUAACCGAAGGGGCAUCGAUAUUGGCGCAGACUUUAGGAGAAGGGCCACUAUGGAGGGGUUCUGGUCCGCCGUCGGUCACGCCUGGAAAGAUACUAAGGAGCUCGUCCAUGGAACGUAUGAUCGCGCCGCCGGUAUGUAUCAGCAUCUGAAACAUGGCUACAACGGGUAUAUCGACCACCUGCGACACACGGAGCCGCCGUCGCACCUGGAGCCCGGCCAGAGGAUCGCAUCCAUUGGGGGGGAGAGUUCCUGGCACCCCCGCGAUCAAUGGCGAAAGGAGUACGGCCCGUCCAGACGAGAACUGCUCUAUGACAUCUGGACGCGCGGGAUCUCGGCGCAAGGGGAAUAUGGAUACAGGCCGUCCAUCGAACACGUGGUGAGCAACAUAACGAUCAAGCUGGACAACGUUCGCACUGCCAUGAGCAAGUUGUAUCCUGUCGCCCUCAACUUGGCCAUGCCCAUGUACAUCCGCGAGACCAUGGAGAGCUUUACGUUUUCCGGAACGGACAAGCACCACGAGGUGAACUCGGCAAAUUUGGCGUUCAUGGUCCAGGAAUCCGGACGAUACUCACGGAGGAUUGUAAAGCAGAAUGUCAACGCCAUGUUCGGAUCCUCCAUUGUCGGGCCCCAAGGCGAAACCCACCUCUCGAACGCAUUGGCGAUGGGCAACUAUCUCCCGGUGGACAAAGGCACGCUCAACGACUGGACUGAUGCGAGCAUCGAGGACGCAAUCACCAAGAAUAUGUACUACAAGACCCUUGACGCCGCGCUGCGCUCGCAGAAGCACUGGAUCCAAUGCACGACGCACCUCCUGCGCAAGAAGCACAUGAAUUCGAUCCUGCACAAGGUCGUGCAGGAAGUAUCCACAUGCAUCGCAGACAACACGGGUCCCGAACACCUCCGCUCCUGCCUUCCUCCCACCUCCAGCUCCGAGGACGGCAAGGAAAUGGUGUGCUACAUGUACCGGUGGGCGGACCGCGGCAUCGCCAUCGCGCACCACAUCGAGGACCCGUGGGGCUGGGAAAAAUACCAAGCCUUCGACCUGAGCGUGCAGAGCAUCAUCUCGUCCUCAUUCCUGACGCGCGCCUACCGGCUGUCCUCCAACAGCACGACCUCUGACGACCCUGGGUUCCCGCUGCUGAACACACGGACACUCGCCUUCGGGCCCGACUCUGAAUUCGUGACCGAUCCGGGGAACCCUGGGAUGUUCUCGCUCCCCGUGUGCGUCUCGCCCUACAACUGGAACGGACACACGAAGGGCUACUCGUUCCUGGACGACAUGGACGUGAACAGCGCAAAGAAGUCGUUACCGUGCUACUGCGGGCCGAUGGGUGCCGAUACCCGCGCGGUCUGGUCCGCUAUGCGACUCGACAUCUCCGAGAAGCGCGGUGAAUACCUCAAGCACCUUUGCCCGCGCCAGAUCGCCGCGAAGAUGAAGAAUCCCCUCGAGCGGUAUGUUGCGAAGUGCAGACUGGGCAUCAAGAAGGUUGGCGCGCUGCAUUACGAGAAGAGGGAUCACCUCUGCGACGUCGUCAUUGCGGAGCUCGAGGCACAUGAUAUCAGAAGUAUCGACCAGAUCUCCGACCAGCAGACGCUCGUCGUCAUGUGCAAGGUUAGGCAGGCUUGGCAUAAUAGGUGGAACGUCAAGUGGCGCAAGAAGUGUAGGAAGUACAGGAACACCCCCAUCAGUGCCAUGUGGGAGGAGGCGGCGGCGAUGAACACGACUAUUGCGGAGGACGCAUUGGAUGGUUUUGAGGAGGAGAGGCUCGAGGAGGCUAAGGGGAUGGAGGGGGGACAAAUGGAGGGGGAGCAGAUUGAUGAGGAGGAGAUUGAGGGGGAGGCAAAAGCGGCCAAGGAGACAUAA